AGGUGUAAUGCUCACUAAUAUUGGUUUCCUUCAUUUUAGAUUCACUACUAUGUCCAGUCACACAUCCAAAUGAAUGAAUACAGAGAUCGUGUGAUUCUACCUUCCGCAACAAAAAGAUUUGGGCGAUACAUUGGCACUUGCAUAAAGAUUUUGGACAUGACUGGUUUAAAGUUUUCUGCACUAAAUCAAAUUAAGUUGUUGUCUGUAAUAUCUACCAUUGAUGACCUUAACUAUCCAGAGAAGACAGAGACUUAUUUCAUAGUUAAUGCUCCAUAUAUAUUUUCAGCCUGUUGGAAGGUUGUGAAACCUCUUUUGCAAGAGAGAACAAGGAAGAAAGUGCAGGUCCUUUCAGGCUCUGGAAGAGACGAAUUAUUGAAGAUUAUGGAUUAUGAAUCACUCCCACAUUUUUGUAGAAGAGAAGGUUCAGGAUCAUCACGGCAUUCUAGGAAUGGAACCGUCAGUGAUUGUUUUUCCUUGGAUCAUGCCUUCCAUCAGGAAUUGUACAACUAUAUUAAGGAGCAAGCUGCACUCAGGCAGCCUGGUGCACCAGUCAAACACGGUUCAUUUCAUGUAGAUUUUCCUGAGCCUGGUCCAGAAGAUGUCAAAAUUGCUGAAACUAUUGAGUCCGAGUUUCAGAGACUUGGGGAUCAAAAUGGGCUUUCUCAUUCUUUACACGAGCUUAAGAUAAACGUGGACUGAAGCUGGAUGAAAACUUGUACGCAUUGGCUGAGCCUAUUCCCAAAAUAGCUUUUGGAGAGUUGCAUUAUCUUUAUGCAGGUUUGGGGGCAAACUUAAAAUUACAAGUUGACCUCCUUAUCAAUCAAAAGUUUUUGGAUAUUUCCGGACUCAAAUUGAAGUUCAUAAUAUAGUAUUCAUGCGUUUAACAGUGACAUUGUAUUUCUUCAUAAAGUUCAUUUUCCACCUGAAAUUCUCACAAGUUAUGGCUA
Messenger RNA from Olea europaea var. sylvestris, 947 nucleotides. Its product is annotated as SEC14 cytosolic factor-like. NCBI's taxonomy places the organism in Eukaryota, Viridiplantae, Streptophyta, Magnoliopsida, Lamiales, Oleaceae. Bases 70 to 699 code for a protein of 209 amino acids. The transcript has 5 exons. The record is from RefSeq and is a predicted model, not a curated record.